This is a messenger RNA of Lagopus leucura (white-tailed ptarmigan), 574 nucleotides long. RefSeq names its product olfactory receptor 14J1-like. Gene Ontology annotation, molecular function: olfactory receptor activity. Gene Ontology annotation, biological process: G protein-coupled receptor signaling pathway. The annotation marks the transcript as partial. Gene Ontology annotation, cellular component: membrane. The transcript has a single exon. NCBI's taxonomy places the organism in Eukaryota, Metazoa, Chordata, Aves, Galliformes, Phasianidae. The record is from RefSeq and is a predicted model, not a curated record.
AGAGCUUGUGCCACCAUGGCAGCAGCUGCCUGGGGCACUGGUUUCCUUAAUUCCCUGCUGCAUACUGCCAAUAUAUUUUCACUGCCUCUCUGCCAUGGCAAUGCUGUAGAUCAGUUCUUCUGUGAAAUCCCCCACAUCCUCAAGCUCUCCUGCUCAGAUUUCUACCUCAGAGAAAUAUGGCUUCUUUUGGUCAGUGCCUCUUUAGCAUUUGGAUGCUUUGUUUUCAUCCUUUUCUCCUAUGUGCAGAUCUUCAUGGCUGUGCUGGCGUUGCCCUCCAAGCAGGGACGGCACAAAGCCUUCUCCAUGUGCCUCCCUCACCUGGCUGUGGUGUCCCUCUUUCUCAGCACUGGUAUAUCUGCCAAUCUGAGGUCCCCGUCUCUUUCCUUCCCAUCCCUGGAUCUGGUGGUUUCAUUUCUGUACUCAGUGGUGCCUCCAACACUGAACCCCCUCAUCUACAGCAUGAGGAACCAGGAGCUCAAGGAUGCUCUGAGGAAAAUGAUGUCAUGGUCACAUUUCAGCAGGGGUAAACUUCUUAUCUGUCUCUAUAAAGGACUCACAGUCUGCUCUGUUACAA